GUCGUCCAUUUACUCGUUCGCCCAAAACUCCUCGCCUUGGCGAAACACCCGAAACAAAAAUCCAAACCCUCCCAAAACAGUUCAAUCGCUCCUCUUAUGCGCUCCCUCUAUCAAAUUCGUAUCUCGACAGGGCAAGUUGGGGUAGAGUGACGGGGAGAGAGAGCGGGAGAGGAAGGGGCGAAUAGAGAGUGGCAAAAGGAAGGGGGAGGAAUGGGGCAGCCUUCGGUCCCGCCGGUGCCGCCUCUCGCCCCGCCGUCGCUGCCGCCGCCGGUGCCGGAGCCGCCCCCGGGGAGCCGCCAGGUCCGUUGCGCUGGCUGCCAUGGGAUCUUGGCGGUGGCGCCGGGGAUGAUGGAGUUCAUCUGCCCCAAGUGUCAACUACCGCAGAUGCUGCCACCAGAGCUUUUGGGUGCCCCCCCUCCCAGGCGCGCGCCGCCCAAGGCCCAGGGUAUCGAUCCCACCAAGAUCCAGCUUCCCUGCGCCCGUUGCAAGGCCAUCCUCAAUGUCCCUCAUGGCCUCGCCCGCUUCAAUUGCCCGCAGUGCGGCGUGGACCUGGCUGUCGACCUCUCCAAGCUUCAACAGUACUUCCCCACGGCCUCCUCCUCCCCCGCCGCCUUCCUUGGGUUUCCACCUGUCCCGCCCGAGGAGAUCAAUGAGGUUGCUAUUGAUGUGGAGCGCGAAGAAGAUGAAGGUGGUACAGUUGGGGAAACCUUUACUGACUAUAGGCCCCCCAGACUAUCACUAGGUCAAACGCAUCCAGAUCCAGUUGUCGAAACAUCUUCCUUGUCAGCUGUUCAACCUCCAGAACCAACAUACCAUCUAAAGAUUAUGGAUGAUCUGGAGAAAUCCAAUGCACUUUCAUGCUUGCAAAUUGAAACACUAGUGUAUGCUUGCCAGAGGCAUCUUCACCAUCUCCAAGAUGGUGCAAGAGCAGGCUUUUUCAUUGGUGACGGUGCUGGUGUUGGUAAGGGUCGAACCAUUGCCGGAUUGAUAUGGGAAAAUUGGCAACAUGGGAGGUGUAAAUCACUGUGGGUUUCUGUUGGUUCUGACUUAAAGUUCGAUGCACGCAGAGAUUUAGAUGAUGUUGGUGCUUCUUGUAUUGAAGUUCAUGCUUUGAACAAGCUUCCCUACUCUAAGCUCGACUCGAAGGCUGUUGGCAUAAAGGAUGGAGUAAUUUUCUUAACAUACAGUAGCUUGAUAGCAUCAUCUGAAAGAGGCCGUUCUCGGUUGAUGCAGUUGUUGCAGUGGUGUGGAUCAGAAUUUGAUGGCCUAGUUGUGUUUGAUGAGUGCCAUAAGGCCAAAAAUUUGAUCCCUGAGACAGGAAGUCAACCUACUCGGACAGGUGAAGCAGUUCUUGAAAUCCAGGCAAAAUUACCUGAGGCUCGAGUUAUUUAUUGUUCUGCAACUGGUGCAUCUGAGCCACGAAAUCUGGGUUACAUGGUGCGUCUUGGACUGUGGGGAGCUGGAACUUGUUUCUCUCAGUUUCAUGAUUUUCUAGGGGCUCUUGAUAAGGGUGGCGUUGGAGCACUGGAACUGGUUGCCAUGGACAUGAAGGCUAGGGGUAUGUAUGUUUGUCGUACGCUAAGUUAUAAAGGCGCUGAGUUUGAAGUAAUAGAAGCACCCUUGGAGGAGAGAAUGAUGGAUAUGUUUAAGAAGGCUGCUGAAUUCUGGGCUGAGCUACGUGUUGAAUUAUUAUCAGCAAGUGCUUUUCUUUCUGAGGAUAAGUCAAACUCUAGUCAGGUUUGGCGGCUGUAUUGGGCCAGCCAUCAGCGUUUUUUCAGACAUAUGUGUAUGUCAGCCAAGGUUCCAGCUGCUGUGAGGCUAGCCAAGAAGGCAUUGGCUGAGGGUAAGUGUGUUGUGAUUGGCCUUCAAAGUACAGGAGAAGCUCGAACCGAGGAGGCUGUGACGAAAUAUCAGGGCCUUGAGCUGGAUGACUUUGUCUCCGGCCCUCGUGAACUUCUGCUUAAAUUGGUGGAAGAAAACUAUCCUUUGCCGCCAAAGCCUGACUCAUUUCCAGGUGAAGAAAGUGUCAAGGAACUUCAACGUAAGCGGCAUUCUGCCACUCCUGGUGUUUCAUUUAGAGGAAGAGUACGAAAAGUUGCAAAAUGGAAUGUUGCUGGGGAUAGUGAUAGUUUUGAGGAAUCACUAUCGGAAUCUGAUCUUGAAUCAACAGAGUCUGAUGAAGAGUUCCAAAUCUGUGAAAUAUGUAACAAUGAAGAGGAGAAGAAACUGUUGCUUCGGUGUUCCUGUUGUGCUCGACUAGUCCACCCUGGUUGCUUAGUUCCCCCUUGGACAGAUUUAGUGUCUGAUGAUUGGUCAUGCUACUCGUGCAAGGAGAAAACUGACGAAUACUUAAAGGCAAGAGAUGCAUAUGUUGCUGAACUCUUGAAAAGGUAUGAAGCUGCACUGGAGCGGAAAACAAAGAUUUUGGAUAUCAUCCGGUCCUUGGACUUGCCAAAUAAUCCCUUAGAUGAUUUAAUUGAUCAGCUGGGAGGACCAGAAAAUGUUGCAGAAAUGACUGGCAGACGAGGUAUGCUUAUCAGGACUUCUGGUGGAAAAGGUGUUAUUUAUCAAGCAAGGAGCACGAAGGAAGUUGCCAUGGAAAUGGUUAAUAUGCAUGAAAAACAAUUGUUUAUGGAUGGCAAAAAAUUGGUUGCUAUAAUAUCUGAAGCAGGAUCUGCAGGUGUAUCCUUGCAAGCUGAUAGGAGGGUACUAAAUCAGAAAAGGCGGGUCCACAUCACUCUUGAGCUUCCCUGGAGUGCUGACCGUGCAAUUCAACAGUUUGGUAGAACUCAUCGCUCUAAUCAAGCUUCGGCACCACAAUAUAGGCUUCUUUUUACCACCCUUGGUGGUGAAAAGCGUUUUGCGUCAAUUGUUGCAAAGAGGUUGGAGUCUCUUGGAGCUCUAACACAAGGAGAUCGCAGGGCUGGCCCAUCAUUGAGUGCUUUCAACUAUGACAGCAAUUACGGAAAGAGGGCCCUUAUGAUGAUGUAUAGGGGAAUAAUGGAACAGGAUCCUUUGCCUGUGGUACCUCCUGGCUGUUCAUCUGAAAACCCAACAACAAUUCAAGAAUUUAUCACCAUUGCUAAAGCUGCUCUUGUGUCAGUUGGAAUUGUCAGGGAUACGAUAAUCUGCAACGGAAAGGAUGGUGGAAAAGUUUCUGGACGUAUAGUGGAUUCAGAUAUGCAUGAUGUUGGACGAUUCUUAAAUCGUCUUUUGGGCUUGCCACCUGAUAUUCAAAACAGGCUGUUUGAGUUUUUUAUCAGCUUCCUGGAUCUUGUUGUUCAUAAUGCUCGAAAUGAAGGGCAGUUUGAUUCAGGAAUUGUUGAUAUUAAAGCUAAUGUUAUUGAACUGCAAGGAUCACCAAAGAUAGUUCAUGUUGAUAGUCUUUCUGGUGCUGCUACGGUAUUGUUUACAUUCACAGUUGACCGUGGAAUUACUUGGGAGUCUGCAAAAACUCUACUGGACGAAAGGCAGAUGGAUGGAGUUGCUUAUGUUAAUGAUGGAUUCUAUGAAUCUAGAAGGGAAUGGAUGGGUAGAAGACACUUCAUAUUGGCGCUUGAGUGUUCCGGUGCAGGUACUUUUAAAAUUUUUCGUCCUGCUGUUGGGGAAGCACUAAGGGAAAUGCUUGCAGCUGAACUUAAAAAUAAAUAUAAAAAGUUGUCUUCGAUUGAUAAAGCCAGCAAAGGCUGGCAAAAUGAGUAUGAGGUUUCUUCUACCCAGUGUAUGCAUGGGCCCAAAUGUAAACUUGGCAAUUAUUGUACGGUUGGGAGGAGGUUACAAGAGGUGAACAUUUUGGGUGGUCUUAUUCUUCCUGUAUGGGGAUCUAUAGAGAAGGCUUUAUCUAAGCAAGUCCGCCAAAGUCAUAGAAGGUUACGUGUUGUGCGCUUGGAGACUACAACAGAUAGUCAGCGUAUUGUUGGCCUUCUUAUUCCAAAUGCUGCAAUUGAAUCAGUCAUGCAAGAUCUAUCAUGGGUUGCUGAUGUUGAAGGUUGACAUGGGAAAAGUUUUGAAGUUACUGCAAAACUUGGUCUGGAUGUCAGAUAUUGAAUCUUGUGGAUUUGAGAGAGGUGCUUAAGCAAUUGGAGCUUGAUUCGAGAUAGAAGACAGAUCUAUUAUAAAUUUUUGUGCAAAAUACGAGCCACUAUUUUUUGUUGGUAUGUUGUAAAUUGUGAGUGCAUUAAGACCCAGUAUCGAUUGACACCUCAUGCAUUGGGCUUUCCUUUUUUGUAUUGUUGUAAAAUGUGUAAGUACAUAUAGGAAAUUGCUGAUCCGCCAUGUACAAAAGCAAACAUUUAUGCAAUUGAGCAAUGAAAAGUUCAAGCCAAUGUUCGUUUCA
This is a messenger RNA of Musa acuminata subsp. malaccensis (wild Malaysian banana), 4336 nucleotides long. Its product is annotated as protein FORGETTER 1. Gene Ontology annotation, molecular function: histone binding; chromatin DNA binding. Lineage: Eukaryota; Viridiplantae; Streptophyta; Magnoliopsida; Zingiberales; Musaceae. Gene Ontology annotation, cellular component: nucleus. Gene Ontology annotation, biological process: regulation of DNA-templated transcription. The record is from RefSeq and is a predicted model, not a curated record.